This is a messenger RNA of Daphnia magna, 5509 nucleotides long. RefSeq lists its product as uncharacterized. NCBI's taxonomy places the organism in Eukaryota, Metazoa, Arthropoda, Branchiopoda, Diplostraca, Daphniidae. The record is from RefSeq and is a predicted model, not a curated record. Bases 394 to 5130 code for a protein of 1578 amino acids. The transcript is spliced from 13 exons.
GUGCGACACCGACCGAGCGAUAGAACACAACGCAAAGUGAACGAUCGAUUUUUCACAAUCGAUUCAACCUUUAGACAAAAUAGUGUGUGCAAAUCUGACGUCCUCACAAGAGUCAUUUCGAUUCUUCAAUUAGACUGCCAUCACAUUUUUUUUCUCUUUCUUCUCAAAGUGCCUCAGUGACCUUGUGUGUUUCGCGUGGUGCCAUCACCGUCUAUUUUUAGAAAAGACCAGAGGAAAACUCAUCAGCCAAAAAUCAACAAAAAGAAGUUAUUCCGGUUUGCUAGGAAGUACUAUGCUUUCAAGCAGAUUGUCUUAGAGGAGAGUGCACCGGGACUUGAAAACAAAAGACUACCGAAAACAAGGGAAAAACAAAACAACAUUUCGCAGAGUGACAUGGAUGCAAAACGGCAUUCAUGCGCGGCCGUUUGGCCGCUUCUUUUGCUGGCCAUGUGCAUUGGAGUCUGCCGAGCUCACGUAGCCUUAACAUUCCCGCCUGCCCGACAGCCGGCCUGGGAUUUCCUCGACUCUGGACGCACACCACCUCCGUGCGGCGUACCCAAAGGAAGCCUCAAGACAUCGAUUCUAAGCGGGUCGACGUUCAAUGUCACCUGGCACCUGGGUUAUCCUCACCGAGGCGGCUACAGGAUUCAAGUGCUGGAUGCGAGCGAGAAGCCCAUUUUGGAUUUGACGAAUGGCGGUCAACAGAACAAGAGUUCCGUCUUCGUCGAAGGCGACCCAACAGCCUUGUCCUAUCUGGUUCAACUUCCAAAAGAUCUCGAAUGCCGCGAUUGCACCAUCCGUCUCAUCAGACAAGCUUCUGAAUGGGGCAAAAACUACAUGUUUUGGAGCUGCGCUGACGUUGAUAUUAUUCCACGUCCAGAGUAUCGUGAAACCUGUUCGGGACACGGCAAAGACAUUGCGGGACGUUGUCGAUGCAACCCGCUUUAUUCGGGACACCGUUGCCAAUAUCGCGACGAAUGCAGCGAGGACAAGGACUGCGGCCGGCAUGGCAAGUGCGUCAAUCUGGAGGCCACCACCUACCCAAAGAAGCAAUGCUUCUGCGAGAUGGGAUGGUUUGGACCGCAAUGCAAUAAACAAUCGCCGGUGAAAGAUCCGAGCAUCAUCAACUUUGCCGAUUACCGCAAGGAAGUGAUGAGCGACGCAUUCGAAUUCUACUGGCGCAUCUUGCGCAAUUCGCAAGAGCUCGAGGCCGUCAUGGUAGUCAAAGGCGGUACCGGUUACGCGGCCGUCGGAUGGAGACCUUUGGCUCUCACCGCCGCAUGCAAAGGCUUCCCUUUCUUAGAGGACAUGGCCGUUGAGGCAUCUAAUGCAACGGAUCGCCAUCAACAUCAUCCAGCGUCGUUAUCGUUACCUAUUAACGCACUUCCCUCAUCCGAAUCAGCUGGAGCAGAACCAGAGCCAGAGCCAGAAGUUGAACCAGAACCCGAACCUGUUGCCGAACCGGAGCCAGAAGCGGAACCGGUUGCCGAACCUGUCCCAGAACCGAUACCAGAACCAUCGCCAGAGCCCGCUAUCAUCCCAGCUACCAAUCAAAGUGACCAUCACGAUCACGGUGAUCACGCCGAUCAUCAUCACACCGAACUACCAACCGCAAAACACUUGACAUCCAUCAACAGCAAUCGUGAAGAUUUAACAGAAAGUCCGACUGAAAUCCGCCAAACUGUUCCAACAACCCGAAAACCACGUCCAAAGUUACCGGUGCUCGGCCGUUCUCCACUCGCUCCUAAAACAAGCCCAACGACGACGACGACGUCGACGACAGCAGCACCCACGUCCACUUCGACCACGGAGGCUGGCGCUGACGACGACGCUGCUCGUGAUGCGUCGUCAGAUCCGACGACAACGACGGGCGCCCCGACAACGACCAAGAAACUUUCGCCGCUGGAUCGGCUGAUCGCCAAGAACAAACUCAAUAGUCGCAAUACGCAGACGACGGAGAAGCCUGCCGAAUUGGAGCCUGUCCAGGCCAAAGGAUCGGUGACCCGUAUCCAGCUCUCUGAUCUUCCGGAGGCCGGAAUCAGCACAGGAGUUGGUGGGAAAAGGUCGGCAAGAAAUGUGGUCGAACAAGAAAUCCUUUCGUCAUUGGCCGAUUCCAGCCGACGAGAAAGACAAAUGCCAAUCAGUCCGGUUGCCUUCCCUGGUCCACGCUUGAACACGUUCAAUAGCCCUACGAGUUCUUUGACUGUUUUGCCGGCCACUCCAAGAUUGCCGAAACCAAAACCCGCUUUCAGUCCGGUUAGCGGAUCUGAUGGAUGGAUUCCAAUGUCCCCAAAAAAUAGCGUGCCAUCUCCUACUCCUGUCAUCGGGUCCAUUGCUCCAGUUAAAGUACCUGUUAUUGAGCCUGCGAUUUCGGUGGUGGACAACAGCAAUGACCGAAUGGAUCAUUUUGCCGAAGAUAUCCCAUUGCUUUUCACGGUUCCGGUUGGUCGCAUUCCGGUCACUGUGUUUCCGACGACAGCCAGUGUGACACCGAAAUUAAAUCUGAGAGAGGAAACCACCGAGGCGAAACCGACGACAACAAAUAAACCAACGACUACAAAGAAACCAAGUCAAGUGGAACUGCAACCCAUUUCGUUUGUGGAACCUUCCCCGCAACCCGCUUCAGAGCCGUCACCGUCUGACGUCGUGACGGAAACGAAAGCGAAAGUUUCCGAUCCUGAACCUCAACCGGAACCAGAGGUCAGUGAUGCAGCACCUGAACCUGAGCCUCAACCAGAGCCAGCUCCCGAACCCGCUGCUGAUCCCGCUCCCGAACCUGUCCCUGAACCCGCUCCUGAACCCGCCCCUGAACCCGCCCCUGAACCCGCCCCUGAACCCGCUCCUGAACCUGUCCCUGAACCCGCUCCUGAACCCGCUCCUGAAUCUACUGUCGAACAGUCAGAAUCAGUAGCAGAACCCGUCCCAGAACCGGAGGCUGAACCGGAACCUAAAGCCGAAACGACUGGAAGUGGCGACAAGGGACACGGUGGACAUCACGGCCAUCACCAUCAUGUUCACGAUCACAGUUCUCACGAAUCGGAACCGGCCGAUUACAAACCAGCUCACAAGUAUGCUCCUCGAGCCGAUUUUCAUCCGAUGGAUUGCACGGAUAUUGUCAUCGGUAUGGCUCGCGGCAACUAUUCGCGCAUUGGCGAUUACUACACACGCGACAGAUCGACACCACAAAUGGAUAGUUUCUACGGAGGCCGGCAAGAUUUGACAGCCGCUUUGGGUUUCGAACGCGACGGACAAACGGUCAUUCUCUUCCGGCGCAAGUUGAAUUCUAGCGACGAGGCCGAUCAUAUUAUCGGCUCUGCUCCUAUGCAAAUCAUCUGGGCCAGAGGUCAAGAGCACGGCAAAUACGUUCACAAACCUGCGUCCGGCCUGGAAAAGGAAUCGGCCUCAAUAGCCGAUUUCUACAAGCCGGACGAACUGAAAUACCACGGACAGGGCGACCAGCGUGGUGUCACUGUCAUCACUUUUAUCGAACCACCUGCCAAGGUUGACUUCGUUAAGAACGAAAGCCACGCUGGAGGUGAUCAUCAAGCUGGACCAUCAAGUGCUGGUGAUCACCAUCAGCAUGGGAGCGGCGGCGGUGGUGGUCGACAUGUUCACAAGAGCGGGGCGCUGUGCGGAGGCGAAUGGAAGUAUCCAGUAUCGUGCGACCCAUUCGAAAUGGAUUGCACCUACUACGCCAAAUGGGAGUAUUUGGAACACAGCGACCAGAUUCGUUUCACUAUUACGGCUAAUCACACCAACCGCUGGCUGGCCAUCGGUUUUUCAGAAACCGCUUCCAUGCCUCAAACGGACGUUGUGCUCGGCUGGGUCGAUCCCAACGGCCGCGCUUUCGUUGGUGACAUGUGGGCCGUUGGCUACAUGGCUCCCAAAUUAGACGAAAGUCAAGAUUUGAUCAACGCGACGGGUCGAAUUGAAGACGGCAAAACGACGUUAACAUUCCAGCGGCAACGAGUCACCAAAGAUAAGGAACAGGAUGUCCAGUUUACGGACGACACCUGCCUUUAUUUCAAGUUUCCGGUCAACGGCGGAACCCGCAACGCUGUCAACAAGAAGAUCGGCAAACAUUUGCAAACACCUUUCAUUUCAUCCGAUCGUGUCUGCAUCCGCUCAUGCGGAUUAGGAACUGGAAAGUUUAACGGAAUUGCCUACACAACGACGCCCCCACCGCCCACGAUCGCCUAUAACAUCGGCUUGAAAAUGGUCGGAUUAGCUAACGAUUUCGAAGUACCGCAGAUGGGCAGCCCCGAGUUCAACGAGCUGGCCGAAAGAUUUGGACGACAGGUGGAAAACGCCCUGCAAGCUGGAAAAGUGCCCGGAGUUAAAGAGGCUGCCGUGACGGAAUUCUUAGAGGAGGAAGGAGGUUUGGUAGCCAACAUGAUUGUCGUGCUCGACAAGAAAUCAGCAGAAGAAUUCGAACAAUCGUCAGAUCUGAAAAUUGAGACGGAAAAUGUUGUUCGUACGGCAUUACGAGGUGCCAUCGCUGGCGGCCAAGUUGGAACCAUCCGGGUGGACCCGUCUUAUCUCAAAUUCGAAACGGUUCUAGAUGCUGACUCACUGGAUCCGCUUGAAGUCUCCGGCCGCGGAUGGAAUUCGAGCUUGACAACCAUCAGUUUGUACUGUGUCAUAGGCUGCAUUAUCGUCCUGGUCAUAAUUGCCAUCAUCCAAGCGUCGUGCACCAUCUACAAAGUGUCUCGCAAGUCACCGUCGUCAGUCAACAAGGAUCAAGUGGCAGUCAAUUGGCGUGAUUAUUCGUCAACAAAUUACGCUUACGAGCCGUUUGAGACGGACGAGGCGCUGAGAGCAGCUGCCGUUUUAGCGGCCAAUGGCAGCAAUGGCCACACGAUGAUGACGGCCAGCACCACCAACGGCCUUGCUCCGAGGGCUAUGCAAAGGCCACCGUCCAAUGGCAGCUUGCAGUCAAAGAUGACAGCUGAUCGAAACACGACUUACUCUUUACCGCACAAAGCCAACAUGCAAGCAAUGAGUAAUAGCACUAUCGGGCCGGACCACCAGCCAAACGGGCGGCCAAGGACCCAUUCCAGCACUUCAUUCCACCAGCCCGAUUUCUAUUUCAUGCCUUCCCAACGCCGCUAUUCUGGUUACGCAGAUUAAAUUUCCAUAACUGAACAAAUGGAUAGUUGCAAAAGAGGACAAAACAAAAUGAAUUAAAGCGCAAAUAUGUCUCUUUAAACCACGUCAUCCAAUCCCUCCCCCCUCCCAAUAAUUUUUUAAAAAAGAUUAUACGAAGUAUUUCCUCAUCGUUAAUGACAAUAUUCGUGAGUGUGUUUUUUUUUUUAUUUGUAAGUGUUUAAGUGCCCCCCCCCCCCUCCCCAUUCCCCACAACAUGAUGGCCUUAUACGAAAAUCUUUUUACCGUGUUUUGAUAUAAUUAAAAGUCCGGCUCAAUGUGUGUACAUAUAACAACAUAUGACAAAAAAAAAAAAAUAUGAAAUUAACAAGAGCUCGCAAAUACACCGUCUUUUACAUCCAAA